Molecule: messenger RNA, 1387 nt
Organism: Conger conger (European conger)
Lineage: Eukaryota; Metazoa; Chordata; Actinopteri; Anguilliformes; Congridae
Gene: slc67a2
Product: major facilitator superfamily domain containing 9
Exons: 6
Coding region: 56-1387 (443 amino acids)
Biological process (GO): transmembrane transport
Molecular function (GO): transmembrane transporter activity
Source: RefSeq, a predicted model, not a curated record
CUGCAGUAGCCAGCACUUCCGCGUGCUUCAUUGCAUGAAUUGGUAGAGCGUUAGAAUGUAUUACUCGAAAUGUAGCAUAUUUCAGAAGCCACUCAGACAAACGCGGUUUAUACAAUGCAUGUAUGUUGUUGGAUUUAUGGACCUGUUCGGUGUCAGUAUGAUCCUGCCUCUGCUCAGUCAUCAUGUAAAGUCCCUGGGAGCCAGCCCCACAGUAGCAGGGAUCGUAGGUUCCUCAUAUGGUGUCUUACAGCUAUUUUCCAGUACAAUAGUUGGCAGUUGGAGUGAUGUGGUGGGGAGGCGAUACUCACUGCUGACCUGCCUCUUGCUGAGCACUCUGGGAUAUGCCCUCCUGGGUCUGUCUACAAGUAUCACCCUGUUUGUGGUGGCCAGGAUACCUGUGGGGCUGUUUAAGCACUCUCUGUCCAUAUGCCGCGCCCUGCUCUCUGACCUGGUGACAGAGACGGAGCGCCCCCUGGUGAUGGGGCACUUCAACGCCGCCUCCAGCGUGGGCUUCAUCCUGGGGCCCGUGGUUGGAGGCUACCUGACCGAGCACGAGGGCGGCUUCUACACCUCCUCCUUCGUCUGCGCCUCCAUUUUCCUCCUCAACGCAGGGCUGGUGUGGAUGCUGCCCUGGAGCGACACCCAGAACCGCACGGACGCCAACGCCAACAGCAGCUCCAAAGCUCACCAGCCCAGGGCAAAGCAGAACGGCGCGGACCCGGCCGUCGCGCGGGGGGAGGCGGGGCUGCUGCAGCCGGCCUGGAGGCAGCUGUCGUCGGUCCUGCAGCGCAUCCGGGCUGUGGCCUCCUCGGACAUGUGGGACGUGUUCCUGGUGCGGCUCCUCAUGGCCGUGGCCAUCAUGCUGUACUACAGCAACUUCUCCCUGGCCAUGGAGGAGCGCUUCGCCCUCAAGCCCAAGGUGACGGGCUACCUCAUCAGCUACAGCAGCACUCUGGGGGCCCUGGCCGGGUGCCUGGUGGGCCCCGUGACGCAGCUCUACCGCAACGACAUGUCGGCCCUGCUCCUGCACUCCACCCUGCUCACGUGCUCGCUCAUCUUCCUCUACGCCACGGCGGCCGGAGUCUGGCAGGUGGUGCUGACCUCCACCUUCUUCGCCAUCUCCACCACCAUCGGCCGCACCUGCAUCACGGACCUGGAGCUGCGGCGGGGGGGCACGCAGGCCAGCGGCACGCUCAUCGGCGCCGGCCAAUCGGUGACGGCCGUGGGCCGCGUGCUGGCACCCCUGCUGUCGGGAUUGGCCCAGGAGGUGAGCCCCUGCGGGCCAGCCAGCCUGGGCGUGGUCCUGGCGCUCGCCGCUGUUCUGCUGCUGCUCAUCAGGACGCCCAAGUGGGACGGCAAGGGGAGGGUCAAAAACCCCAAACUCUGA